AUCACACAUGAUGUGUAUCCACUUUAUAUAUUCCUUUUUUUUUUCUCUUUUUUGCGCAUUAUCGUUUUUGGUUUGGUUCAUCUUCCGUGACCUAGCCUUUUGAUUCCGCCAUGCCUGUUUACAUGUAUCUCCUAACAAGUUUAUUGUGUUACUUGACCUUAGAGUAAAUAUUAGAUCUAAGAUUGGUUCUUUCGUGCAUUUUAACAUUUUUUUGGGCACCUGGGUUUGAUUGAGAAUCUUCAAAAUUGAGUGUGUGAUUUGAUCAGAUCCUGGGUUUAAAGAAGUGAAUCAUCUCUUUAAGUAGCGGUUAUGGAAGUCAUGUCUUGUUCGAGCUCACAAGGCGCUGAACAAGUAGAAACUCAUGGUGGUCUUCUUACAAUGGAUGAAAUGCUACUUGACGUGGAUGUUGAGGAUCCAACAGUUGAUGUAUCGGUUUUGAAGCCUGAGCUGGAUGAUUCAAACGCAGAGGUAGUUAUCGAAGAAACCGAAAAUCUUGGUAAUAAUGUCGAAGGAGAGUCAUCAUCUCCUUCUGAACCCAAAUGGCUGCAACAAGAUGAACCUGUAGCUUUGUGGGUGAAGUGGAGAGGGAAAUGGCAAGCUGGAAUCAGAUGCGCGAGAGCAGAUUGGCCAUUGACAACUUUAAGAGGGAAACCAACUCACGAUAGAAAAAAGUACUAUGUGAUCUUUUUCCCGCAUACAAAGAACUACUCGUGGGCGGAUAUGCAGCUCGUUAGGUCCAUCUACGAGUUCCCUGAUCCUAUUGCUUAUAAGUCACACAAAGUUGGAGUUAAAAUGGUCAAAGAUCUUACCGUUGCUAGACGCAACAUUAUGAGGAAGCUUACCAUUGGAAUGCUCAAUAUAGUUGACCAGUUCCACUCAGAGGUUGUUGUUGAGUCAGGCAACGAUAUAAUAUUCUGGAAAGAGUUUGCAAUGGAGGCUUCUAGAAGCACAAGUUAUCAAGAACUUGCAAGAAUGCUUGUGAAGCUUCAUAGUAUGAUAUUGCAACGGUACAUGGAUCAAAGCUGGCUCGAAAGCUCGUUUCCUUCAUGGGUGAAGAGAUGUAACGAAGCAGUGAACGCCGAGAGUGUUGAGCUGCUGAAGGAGGAGUUUGACAAUUGCAUCCAGUGGAACCAAGUCAAAUCCAUAUCUGAUCCUCAGAUGCAACUAAUGGUGUUGUCAGAGUGGAAAACGUGGAAGCAUGACGUUACGAAAUGGUUCUCUAUAUCUCGUCGCAUCGCUGCAGAGAACACAGCACAGGAGGAGGAGAGCAUCUUCAACUCAGAUGUCCAGGCCAGCCGUAAGAGACCAAAACUGGAGAUCCGACGUGCGGAGACGACAAACGCAUCGCAGAUGGAACCUGAUACUUCUCCACAAGACAACAACACAAAUGCUCCUCCUGUGGCGGUGGUGAUGAAAGAUGAAGAUGUUGUGAUGAGCACACCGGUGAAUGGUACGGAUCUGUGGGAUGGGAUUGUCGUUGAAGCGAGCGGUUCGCAGCUUGUGAAGACGAGAGAGACGAAUGAUUUGUUUGCGAGGAAACCGUUUGGUUCGGGGAAUAAGAGUCAGCAGUGCACAGCUUUCAUUGAAUCAAAAGGAAGACAAUGUGUGAGGUGGGCUAACGAAGGCGAUAUCUAUUGCUGUGUGCAUUUAGCUUCACGUUUCGCCACCAAAGCUAUAAAGAACGAGGCAUCUCCUGCGGCGGCUGAAACACCAAUGUGUGGAGGAGUUACUGUCCUCGGUACCAAAUGCAAACACAGAUCUCUACCUGGUAUGCUCUACUGCAAGAAACACCGUCCCCACACAGAGAUGAUGCCUAUGAUCCCUGAUAAUAAUAGCAACUCCUCAUCGCAUCUUGUUAAAAGAAAGGCAGCGGAGAUGAUAGAACCGACUCAGUAUCAAGACGUGGUGGUGCCGCCGCCUCUGUUUGGAGAAACAGAGGGGAGUGUUGUUGUUGUCCCCAAUGGAACCACUAGCUUCACUGAGAUGCUUGAGCAUUGUAGCGGCAAUGAGGAGAACUUGUGUGUAGGUUCUUGCUCAGAGAACAGCUACGUUCCUUGCAACGAGUUCGCUACAAAGCACACGCUGUACUGCGAGCAGCACCUUCCCAACUGGCUCAAGCGUGCGAGGAACGGGAAGAGUCGGAUAAUAUCGAAAGAAGUGUUUGUAGAUCUUCUCAGGGGAUGCUCCUCGCGUGAGGAGAAGCUGCCUCUGCAUCAUGCUUGCGAUGUGUUCUACAAGCUCUUCAAGAGUCUCUUGUCUUUGAGAAACUCGGUCCCGGUUGACCAGCAGCUCGAGUGGGCGAUCUCAGAAGCUUCGAGAGACGCUGAUGCUGGAGUUGGGAGUUUCUUGAUGAAGCUAGUGUCCCAUGAAAAGGAGAGACUAGCUAGGAUAUGGGGUUUCAACGCUUAUGAAGAUGCAUCAGAAUCUCCUAAUCAACUCCUUGCCAUCACCAAUGGCUGUGACGAUGCUAAAGGAGGAGAAGAAACAAGAGACGAGGAGAAAUGGUCGUUUGUUGGAUUCGCUUGUGCUAUUUGUUUAGAUUCUUUCGUGAAGCCAAAGCUUCUGGAAGCUCACGUGGAGGAGAGGCAUCACGUGCAGUUUGCGGAGAAGUGCAUGCUUCUUCAGUGUAUACCUUGCGGCAGCAACUUCGGAGACAAAGAACAGUUGCUUGUACAUGUCCAAGCCGUGCAUCCUUCUGAAUGCAAGACGCUAACACUUGCUUCCGAGUCUCGUCAAACUCCUGAAGCAGGCAACUCACAGAUCGUUGUGAGCCAAAACAUAGAGAGUAGUGUGCAUAGAUACGUUUGCAAGUUCUGUGGGUUGAAAUUCAAUUUAUUACCUGACCUUGGCCGUCACCAUCAGGCGGAACACAUGGGAGGAUCGAAUCUAGUUACCUCUCGUGGUGGUCCGAAGAAAGGGUUAAGGUUUAAUAGUACCUACAGGAUGAAGUCUGGUAGGCUUAGCCGUCCAAAUAAGUUCAAGAAGAGUCUUGGAGCGGUCUCAUACAAUAGGAUUAGAAACAGAGCUGGUGUGAACAUGAAGAGGAGGAUGCAAGAUUCUGCUAAAUCGAAAACUGAGUUAUCACCGCCUCCGAGUGAUAGCACCAACUUUGAUAGAUCAGCAGAUGCUCACUGCUCUGUGGUUUCCAACAUAUUGUUCUCGAAGAUUCAGAAAGCGAAACUUCGUCCCAACAACCAAGAUAUCUUGUCUGCUGCUCGCUCGGCUUGCUGUAAGGUGAGCCUCGAGAACUCUAUGGAGGCUAAGUUCGGUGUUUUGCCUGAGCGGGUCUAUCUCAAGGCGGCGAGACUCUGUGGUGAGCAUGGUGUACAAGUGAUAUGGCAUCUGGAAGGUUACGUAUGCUCCAACGGAUGCAAGCCUUUUAAAGAACCAAAUCUUCUACCUCCCUUGAUCCCUCGAGAAGAGUGUGAUCGAUCCAAGAUAGCUACAGACGCCGGAGAAGCUUCUGAUAACGGUUUGGAAGUGGACGAGUGUCAUUGUAUCAUGGAGGCUCAUCAUUUCAGUAAGAGACCUUUUGGAAAGACCAAUGUUCUGUGCAGUGACAUAAGCUUUGGUAAGGAACCAGUUCCUAUAUCUUGUGUCGUGGAUGAGGAUCUUUUAAAUCCCGAGAAGCCAUGGGAAAGUUUUACUUAUGUUACCAAACCAAUGCUUAAUCCUUCAGCGGAUCUUGCAAACGAGAACGUGCAACUCACGUGCGGCUGUAGCGGUUCAGUGUGCUCGCCUGCAACUUGUGAUCACGUAUACCUUUUCGGGAACGAUUUUGAGGAAGCUAGAGACAUAUAUGGAAAAUCCAUGAGGUGUAGGUUCCCAUAUGAUGACAAAGAACGUAUCAUUCUAGAGGAGGGUUAUCCUGUUUACGAAUGCAAUGACCUCUGCGGAUGCUCUAGAACAUGUCAGAAUCGUGUUCUGCAGAAUGGAAUACGCACUAAACUUGAAGUCUUUAGAACAGAAAGCAAGGGAUGGGGAUUACGAGCUUGUGAGCAUAUACUACGUGGCACAUUCGUCUGCGAAUACAUUGGAGAAGUUCUUGAUCAGCAAGAAGCAAGCAAGAGGCGAACUCAGUAUGGAGAAGAUGGUUGCAGCUACAUACAUGAUGUUGAUGCUAACAUCAACGACAUUGGUAGAUUAAUAGAAGGAGAGUCUGAUUAUGUUAUUGAUGCUACUACUAAUGGAAACGUCUCUAGAUUCAUCAACCACAGCUGCUCUCCGAAUCUUGUAACUUACCAAGUUGUUGUGGAAAGCAUGGAGUCCCCUCUUGCUCAUAUCGGUUUAUACGCCAGUGCAGAUAUAGCUGCAGGAGAUGAGAUAACGUGGGACUAUGGACGCAGACCGGUAACAUCUGGACAAGAAAACGGACAUCCAUGCCAUUGUAGAGCUACAAACUGCAGAGGUUGUUUCUUUUAGAUUUUUUGUUUUUUAAUAGGGUUCCAUUCUUUGCAGAUUUGUUUCAAUAACUUACUUCAAGCUCUAACUUUUUUUUUUUGUUUUACAUUGAAUCUUUAGACCAGCUUCGGACUAUUUGAUUCUGCUAGUUUUUUUUUUGUUUUCAGUAUUCAUAAUCAAAUGUUGAUUUCUUCUUUCUC
This is a messenger RNA of Raphanus sativus (radish), 4601 nucleotides long. RefSeq names its product histone-lysine N-methyltransferase SUVR5. NCBI's taxonomy places the organism in Eukaryota, Viridiplantae, Streptophyta, Magnoliopsida, Brassicales, Brassicaceae. Gene Ontology annotation, cellular component: nucleus. Gene Ontology annotation, molecular function: protein binding; histone methyltransferase activity; zinc ion binding. The coding region runs from base 310 to 4422 and encodes 1370 amino acids. The transcript has 11 exons. The record is from RefSeq and is a predicted model, not a curated record.